AAAGAUGAACUUUGGGUGAACUAAUUUGUCUGACCAAGGUAACGUGGGCAGCAACCUGGACCGCCUAUAAAAACGGCGCGCGACGGGAUUUGAAGAGCUGGCGGCAGCAGGUGGCGCGGGAGGCUGCGGCGUGCCAUGGGGCUCCUGGCGCUGCUGGCCAGUGCGCUCUGCACCUUCGUGCUGCCGCUGCUGCUCUUCCUUGCGGCUAUCAAGCUCUGGGACCUGUACUGUGUGAGCAGCCGUGACCGCAGCUGCGCUCUCCCCUUGCCCCCCGGGACUAUGGGCUUCCCAUUCUUUGGGGAAACGUUGCAGAUGGUGCUGCAGCGGAGGAAGUUCCUGCAGAUGAAGCGUAGGAAAUACGGUUUCAUCUACAAGACACAUCUGUUUGGGCGGCCCACUGUGCGGGUGAUGGGCGCGGAUAACGUACGGCGCAUCUUGCUGGGAGAGCACCGGCUGGUAUCGGUCCACUGGCCGGCGUCGGUGCGCACCAUCCUGGGCGCCGGCUGCCUCUCCAACCUACACGAUUCCUCUCACAAGCAGCGCAAAAAGGUGAUUAUGCAGGCCUUCAGCCGCGAGGCACUCCAGUGCUAUGUGCCGGUGAUCGCUGAGGAAGUGGGCAGUUGUCUGGAGCAGUGGCUAAGCUGCGGCGAGCGCGGCCUCCUGGUCUACCCGGAGGUGAAGCGCCUCAUGUUCCGCAUCGCUAUGCGCAUCCUGCUGGGCUGCGAGCCCGGCCCGGCGGGCUGCGGGGAGGAUGAACAGCAGCUCGUGGAGGCCUUCGAGGAGAUGACCCGCAAUCUCUUCUCGCUCCCCAUCGACGUUCCCUUCAGCGGCCUGUACCGGGGCGUGAAGGCUCGAAACCUCAUUCACGCGCGCAUCGAGGAGAACAUUCGCGCCAAGAUCCACCGGCUGCGGGCGGCAGAGUCGGGUGGGGGCUGCAAAGACGCGCUGCAGCUCUUGAUUGAGCACUCUUGGGAGAGGGGAGAGAGGCUGGAUAUGCAGGCACUAAAGCAGUCUUCAACUGAGCUCCUCUUUGGUGGACAUGAAACUACAGCCAGUGCGGCAACAUCGCUGAUCACUUACCUGGGGCUCUACCCACAUGUUCUCCAGAAAGUUCGAGAAGAGAUGAAGAGUAAGGGCUUACUUUGCAAGAGCUAUCAAGACAACAAGCUGGACAUGGAGACUCUGGAACAACUUAAAUACACUGGGUGCGUUAUAAAGGAGACUCUUCGACUGAAUCCCCCAGUUCCAGGAGGGUUUAGAGUUGCUCUAAAGACUUUUGAAUUAAAUGGAUACCAGAUUCCCAAGGGCUGGAAUGUUAUUUACAGUAUCUGUGAUACUCAUGAUGUGGCAGAUGUCUUCACUAACAAGGAGGAAUUUAAUCCUGACCGGUUUAUACUGCCUCCCCCUGAGGAUGCAUCCAGGUUCAGCUUUAUUCCGUUCGGAGGAGGCCUUCGGAGCUGUGUAGGCAAAGAGUUUGCAAAGAUUCUCCUCAAGAUAUUUACAGUGGAGUUGGCUAGGCAUUGUAACUGGCAGCUUCUAAAUGGACCUCCUACAAUGAAAACCAGUCCCACUGUGCAUCCUGUGGACAAUCUCCCUGCAAGAUUCACCCACUUCCGGGGAGAAAUUUGAUGGACUUAUUUGAAGUGUACAUGAUUUUUUUUAAUAGUGUUGUGCUGACUUUAUUUAAUUUCUAAAUGUAUAGUAUAAUAUUUAUGUGUCUCUACUACAGUACCAUAGUCUUUAAAUAUUAAAAUAAUGAAUUUGUACUAUUUCCAAAUAAAGUAAAAAUUGAAAGUG
Nannospalax galili (Upper Galilee mountains blind mole rat) is the source of this 1797-nucleotide messenger RNA. RefSeq names its product cytochrome P450 26A1. Gene Ontology annotation, biological process: sterol metabolic process. The record is from RefSeq and is a predicted model, not a curated record. Gene Ontology annotation, molecular function: iron ion binding; monooxygenase activity; heme binding. NCBI's taxonomy places the organism in Eukaryota, Metazoa, Chordata, Mammalia, Rodentia, Spalacidae. The transcript has 7 exons. The coding region runs from base 136 to 1629 and encodes 497 amino acids.